UCGGAAAAUAUACUUUUUGGUCUGACCUAAAAUUCAGAUAGAAUGCCCGGCAAUGAAGAUGUGAAGGGAAACGGAGGGACCGAUCGCUCAACAGCGAUACCGAUACGGUAUUUCAAAGACGAGUCCGAACUGCCUCAAAAUGUGUCUUACAGUUUAGGGGGUACUAUCUACGGGACAACGCCUGGAGGUACACGCAUUAUUUACUCGAGGGACUCUUUGAUGAGAUACAAAGACUCACCACAUGCAAAAACUCCUCCCCAGUUUUUGAACGACAUACCUGAAGAAAUUCUGCGUGAUCGUAGUCUUAGACCAGUAGCGAAUGGCCAAUCGAAUGGAGAUGUUAAAGAAGCUGACGAACGCGAGAAAAAAGACGGAGAAGAUAUGUUUGACAUGGAACAGGCGUGAAGAAAGAAGAGAAAGAAGAUGAAAUCCUCAACCCUCUCAUCUCGAAAGUAAACUACAAAAAGCUCUGUAGUGACAAUUGUGACUAGAAAAAAUACAAAAUAACUCUAAGGAGGGGCUUACCGUGAAUGUUUCCCGGAAGCUGAAAACAACCAGAAAUAGUUAGUUUAUUUAGCUAGAAAAUGUGAUUCGUAACUAAGACUCGCUCUUGAAUAUUUCUCAUACUAUCUUGUCUCUCAAAAAACUGAUGUUAUGUUGUUAUUAUAUGACUGAGUUGGAAAAAAAGACCGCAAAAGAAUGAUUUCAGUUUGUUUGGCAACAAUAAAUGCUCUAAGUAUUCUGUUUUGGCCUCCUGUCAGUCCUUUCUCAAUCAAGUUGUACUGAAAGAGAUUGGCUGACACCUGUGUUAAUAUAAUUGGAAUAUGUAUCCUUCCAACUCUGUUGUGGAUGAUACCUUUGAAUAUGAUUAUGAUGUUGACGAUGCUUAACUGAAGAUAUUGGGCUGGAUUUGUAUACAAUAUUGAUUUUCAACGCAGAUUAAAUUUUACAUGCCAA
Molecule: messenger RNA, 957 nt
Organism: Symsagittifera roscoffensis
Lineage: Eukaryota; Metazoa; Xenacoelomorpha; Acoela; Convolutidae
Product: eukaryotic translation initiation factor 4E-1A-binding protein homolog
Exons: 3
Coding region: 43-405 (120 amino acids)
Biological process (GO): negative regulation of translational initiation
Cellular component (GO): cytoplasm
Molecular function (GO): eukaryotic initiation factor 4E binding
Source: RefSeq, a predicted model, not a curated record